Molecule: messenger RNA, 1443 nt
Organism: Oppiella nova
Lineage: Eukaryota; Metazoa; Arthropoda; Arachnida; Sarcoptiformes; Oppiidae
Source: the annotation of a GenBank genome assembly
AUCGAAACACAAUUAAAACUACUCCUCAAGAAUAUAAGAGAUAAUAACAAACCCAUUGAACACAUCCCCACCUCAUCAGCCGAUACCGCAAUAAAAAGUUGUAAUGAUAUUGAUUACAAUCUCAUCAGGAAAUGGACCACAAAUAUAACAAACGAUAAAAUUUUGAGUAUAUGUGAGACGGCAUCGGGAUGUAAGUCAACCCAACAACUCACUCAACUAAUCCACAGAUCAUACAAAAAGCCACUUCCCAUACAAUUGAGUGAAUCGAUUGUGAGGUUGUGUCCAUUGAUAUUGUUUGGACCCCAAGAACACCAAUGCACUCAACAAACUGAUAGCCCGACCCGUAAGCUCCAGAACCGUCCCAAUUCUGGUGCCGUUUGGGGCUUCAGUAUACUAUUCGUGACAAUUGUGAGCUUCUGUUCGCUGAUAGGGAUCGCAAUCCUACCGUUCCUUACGAAAGGCACAUAUGAAGUCAUAAUAAUGGUGUUCGAGGGCUUAGCGGUCGGCAGUUUAGUCGGUUCCGCGAUCUUUCAUCUCAUUCCUCAGGCCUUCAAUCUGGCGAUUGUCGGCGGAACUCAUGCCUACCUCUGGAAAGCACUCAUAGUCUUCGGCGGCAUUUAUUUUUUCUUUUGGUCCGAAAGGAUCAUAAAUAUGGUGACAGACUUUCAGAAGAAAAAAUCAGUUAAACCCGAGUUGGAUGUGGAGCCACACGACUCACAAAAAAAAGUUCACUUUAAAGACAUUGAUUAUCACAAACCCAAUGGAGUAUCAAAGAGCACCGAUACUCCGGCACCUAAUGACAACAUUUCCGGACAUACGAACCAAUCAGUUGAUACAGAACUGACUGUCUAUCCAUUGGUCACAAGUGAACUAAAAAGUGUCGACAAAUCAGUGGACAUAAGACACGGUCACUCGCAUGGGAGUGGUGGGGAUGGGAGUGAGAAACGGGAGAUUGCCACAAUGGCCUGGAUGAUUAUUUUUGGCGACGGACUCCACAACUUCAUCGAUGGCAUCACAAUCGGCGCCGCCUUUUCUCAGAGCAUCCUCGAGGGGAUCAGUAUAUCAGUGGCUGUUAUUUGCGAGGAGUUUCCUCACGAGUUGGGAGACUUCGCAGUACUUAUAGCGUCGGGUAUGACGAUGAAGGAGGCGUUGGGCUACAACUUUGUGAGCGCCUGUACCUGUUAUGUGGGCCUUGUAUUUGGCAUAUUGUUGGGGGGUUUGGAGGACGCGGCCCCCUAUGUGUUCGCAUUCGCCGGCGGAAUGUUCUUAUAUAUAGCACUCGUCGAUAUGAUGGCUGAGUUGACGGCAGCCCUCGAUAGGGCCCGCCCUAAAGGGGUCGGAGAAACGCUUAAAGUUUUAUUUUUACAAAAUAUUGGCAUUGCUUUGGGAAUCAUAAGCGUGUUCUUAGUGGCCAAGUAUGGCGAUAGGAUUAAUUUUAGUACA